Messenger RNA from Rotaria sp. Silwood1, 795 nucleotides. Lineage: Eukaryota; Metazoa; Rotifera; Eurotatoria; Philodinida; Philodinidae. The record is from the annotation of a GenBank genome assembly.
AUGAUUUUUUAUCUUACUAGUCGCCAUCCAAGCGAUUACAAUCGCUAUGGAUGCUGUCGAAUUCAAAAAUGGAUUCUGGGCGCUUCAAAUGGUACCACUGUUGCUGGUCAAUCAAAUGGAGCACUUGGUUCUAGUGCUGCCCAUUUAUAUCGUCCUGGCGGGAUUGCCAUAGACUCGGAUGGAAAUGUACUCGUGGGUGAUACCUAUAAUCAUCGUGUUCAAAUGUGGCAACAAGGCGCAUCAACGGGUACCACGAUAGCUGGAGCAACAGGUAGUUUUGGCUUGUCAAAUGACCGACUGUAUAAUCCAUUUGGUAUUGCACGUGAUCCAAGAACGGGUGCACUUUAUAUUGCUGAUCGUGACAACCAUCGUGUGAUGAGCUAUUUACCGGGCUCAUCGUCAGGUACUGUUGUUGCUGGUGGCAAUGGACCUGGUGUGAAGAAUACGCAGCUGUACCUUCCUAUUGCUGUUCGUUUUGAUAUGUCAACAGAAAGCCUUGUGAUUCUCAACUUUGGAGCAAACAAUAUAGUGCGUUGGAAAUUGGGAGAAAGUAAUUGGACACAUGUUGCUGGAAAUAUACACGGUGGCUGGGGAGUAACAUCCAUGCAUCUCAACGCUCCUCACGAUAUGGUUCUUGAUCAUUGGGGCAACAUUUAUGUAGCAGAUACCAACAACCACCGUAUACAAUUUUUCAAAGCUGGAGAAACAAAUGGAACAACUAUUGCUGGUAUUACGGGUGCAAUCGGUAAUGUUCCAACACAGCUUCAUGUUCCACAACUCGUUCAAAUAUUAUAA